Messenger RNA from Anguilla anguilla (European eel), 2002 nucleotides. Its product is annotated as mucin-2-like. The record is from RefSeq and is a predicted model, not a curated record. Lineage: Eukaryota; Metazoa; Chordata; Actinopteri; Anguilliformes; Anguillidae. The transcript is spliced from 5 exons. Gene Ontology annotation, cellular component: cytoplasm. The coding region runs from base 2 to 2002 and encodes 666 amino acids.
GAUGGAGCAGCAACGGUCACCGGUGGUGGAGCCGCAGGAGGGGAACUUGGAGCGCAGACUGCGAGACCUGACCUUAAAAUGGUUCACUGACACGCAGGCCCCUCUCAUAGCACGUGAUGGCACCGUCCCACCCUGGUUCCAAGGGUACAUCAGCAGAAAGGAAACUGAAGAUCUGAUGAAAGAUCAGCCAGAGGGGUGCUUUCUCAUCCGCCUGAGUGACAAAGCUAUUGGCUACAUUCUCUCCUACAGAGGGCAGGAUCGAUGUCGCCACUUUGUCAUAACGCAGAACAAGUCCGGGCAGUUCGCCGUCUCUGGAGACACGAAGACUCACGACAGCCUGGCCAACCUGAUUGAGUACUACAAGAGCUGCCCCAUCGAGCCCUUUGGAGAGAAACUGACCACUUCCUGUUUUCAGACCCCCAGCAGCGAGGUGUAUGACGUGGUCCAGGUUGACCUGAAGGACAGGCCAACUGUCAGCAUGAAGGCCAUGAAGGCCAUGAAGGACAUGUGGAGCAUCCGCACCCCCCACCAUGGUCCUGAACACUCACCUGACCAUGCACCCAACAACGCCCCUGACCAUGCCUCUGAUCGGAAAUUCAACUGCACCCCUGACCGUACACCCAACUGCACCCCUAACCACACACCCAACCGCACCCCUGACCGCACACCCAACCGCACCCCUGACCGCACACCCAACCGCACCCCUGACCGUACACCCAACUGCACCACUAACCACACACCCAACCCCACCCUUAACCACACACCCAACUGCACCCCUGACUGUACACCCAACUGCACCCCUAACCACACACCCAACCCCACCCUUAACCACACACCCAACCGCACCCCUGACCGUACACCCAACCGCACCCCUAACCACACACCCAACCCCACCCUUAACCACACACCCAACUGCACCCCUGACCGUACACCCAACUGCACCUCUAACCACACACCCAAUCCCACCCUUAACCACACACCCAACCGCACCCCUGACCGUACACCCACCCGCACCCCUGACCGCACACCCAACCCCACCCUUAACCACACACCCAGCUGCACACCAUACCAGGACUGCCCUCCAGCACUACCACCCAAGACCUGCAACAGGAGGGCAGCCCCUACAAUUUCUUAUGACUUGAACACUCCUCCAGAGAUACUACCCCGGCAGCCCAGAGGGGGCGCUGCUCUGAGAAAUUCACUGAGUAGCUCUCUGAAUUCUCAGUUAGUGCAUAACAAGAGCAACACCAAGAUUCAACCCCAGCUGACUGAACAGAAGAGUCUGAAAAUUUCCCCAACCACCCAUUUGAAUACCUGCAAUGCUGGUCUGGGUGGUGGGUCCCUCCCCUGCAUCCAACCCAAUUCCCAGGAAGUCAAGCCCACAGGUGGUGUGGUCCCGGCAAUGGGCACGGUGUACUCAGAGCUGAACCUGGAGACUUUCCGGAGUGUUUCCUUACCUAUCCUUGACAAUAGCCAGGGGAUGCAGCACCCCUACAGGCAGACCGCCUUCAAUCCCCCAAAACUGCCAUCCAGCCCCUGCAAGCGAGCUACCUGCCAGACCUAUUCCCUUCUGGACCCACGAGAGCACUGUCUCCAGUGGGCUGCCCAGGGCCUGCCCAGCAGCAGCAGCCUGGACAAGCUGAACAUCAACCCCCUGUACCAGACCACUUGGGAGGACUGUCAAUGGGCGCCCCACAGCUGCAUCCCGGGCCCUGUGGAGCCCCGCCAUCCUUCUGGGUCCCAGCAGGACCAGGACACCUACGACCAAGUCCCCCACGAGAUCCCACCUGCCCGCUUCCUCACUGACAACACCUAUGAGCUGAUCCCAGAUCAGAGCUUCCAGGGAAGCUCCCGCACCCACCCGUCCAUCAGCAACACUUAUGAGCUGAUCCAAGAUCAGUGCCUCAAGGAUGAUCUCAACAGCAACACAUAUGAGACGCUCAAUGACCUGCAGCCCAAACACUCAGAAUCUGGUUUGGGAAUAAAGGUAGGGCCACCAUAA